This is a messenger RNA of Orbilia oligospora ATCC 24927, 3015 nucleotides long. RefSeq lists its product as uncharacterized. Gene Ontology annotation, molecular function: protein phosphatase regulator activity; protein phosphatase 1 binding. Gene Ontology annotation, cellular component: plasma membrane. The record is from RefSeq and is a predicted model, not a curated record. Lineage: Eukaryota; Fungi; Ascomycota; Orbiliomycetes; Orbiliales; Orbiliaceae. The transcript is spliced from 4 exons. The coding region runs from base 1 to 3015 and encodes 1004 amino acids.
AUGUAUAUAGUCCGGGCAAUCACAAACCCCAACUUCCAAGAGCAACAUCUACCAUGGGAUCCUCCACAAGAUUUAAUCCAGACGUUUGGCGACCCAAGACGCCAGAAGAGUGCCCCCUCUCCUCCGAAAAAGAGUCGACGAGUGGAUGGACCCUCCCGGAUUCGAAAAUUACGCUAUGAGACUGUAUAUCUUUGGAAUCAUUUAGAAGCUCUCGCAACAUAUUACUCUCGAAAGAAAGUCCAGAGUGACCCGGACUGGAUGACUUUGCGAGAACUUUUUAUUGAACUUACACACAAAAAAAAUAUUUGGCAGUCCUGGUAUUCUUGGUGCUUAUUCAGCCAAAGCCGAGGUAAAGACCUCAAAGUUGACGCCAGUGGCGAUCACGGUUUUUAUCGGCAUUACCAGAUCCCCGUUUCGCCUCUGUGUGCUCUCCUUCGGCUUCCAGGGUGCGAAUAUCUCAUAGAACUGUAUUGUUAUGCGGCUGGCUGGCCCACUAAAAACUUAGUACACGAACCCCAUAUGGUAUUCACAGACCUUAGAAGUAGAGAUUAUAAUCAGCUUUACAGGUUACUCUCAAAUCGAAUGCCACGCUUUGAUAAUUGGGACGCGCCAGACUCUCUAAGUCUUUGUGUCGUGAUAUCGUGCAGCGAAUCUUUGGGAUUCGGGAAUGGGACCCUAUCCGACAGCCAAAUAUCUGAUGCGCUUCGAUUUUUUACGAGCAAUUCAUCUGUUCAGUUGACGACAUCAGCGAUAAUGACGGUCCUCCUAACGCUCCCCUUUCUUGAUAAGUACGAAAAGUUGGUAGAUGACGCCGUAUUUGGCAGGUUUCUACUAAAACCACCACCCAGUCUCCUUGAUAUCCUAAUGCUAAAAGAUUCUGAUGUGCAAUCGGUGUCAGCGAAAAGGGAUGCGAUAAAAGCGUUUGAAAUAUUCUUUGUAGAAGCGGUGCAAUCGUUCAUCGAAACUGAGUCGGAUUAUACCUAUAGAUUUAAUAGAUGGAGGGUUUUGAGGCUUCUAAUCGCCAGAGGCGCACCAUUUGACCCGAAUGCCGACGGCGAUGCCAUAUUUUCGUGUUUAGUAAAGAAGAUAAAGCUAACUCCCAACUUUAGCACGUUUAUGGAACACGAUUUCAAUAUCUUCGAAGACUUGUUGGACCUAGGAUAUGGAAGUUCUAAGUCUGCGAGCAAGCACUUGUUUGCUGUAGCCAGGAUUGGUUAUCUUAACCUGUUCCAGAAGCUGAUAAGGGGGAACCCUGGGAUCUUGAACCAAGUCGAUAAAUCGGGGUGCUCCGUCAUGCACGUCCUAUUCCAACGAGUUGACAAUAGGAUGAAGAUAUUCGGCAACCUUGAAUCUUUGUUCAACGAAAUUUAUACAAUCCAACCAGACGACGACGAACUAGGCCAAACUGCACUGCAUACACUUUGUUCUCAGGAUAACGUUCUCGACUAUCCAGAUGGUCAUUUCGAUAACGAACUUUGGCAUACGCACUUUAGGCCCUGGUAUUGUGAUAUCAGCGAUAGCAAAGUUGAAAACGAUCUUUUAAUCCUUCAGAAACUUGAGUCCGCUUCUAUUGAUCUGAAUUCUCGGACGAAGAGCCUCGCAACGCCACUAGCAAUGGCGCUUCAACAUCAAAGGCCCUCAUUUCUAUUACAAUUUCUCAAUGUCCUUCAACAAAGGAACGAACCAAAGGAAUAUCAUUUUUCAGUCAUACUGUCUUGCGACAUCGACCAUCGAAAUAUUUUACACUAUGCGGUGGGCCGUGGCAGCUUAAGAUGCGACAAGGAGCAAAAGGAUUUAAUUGAGGUAAUAGAGACUAUAUUUGCAUCUCUCAGCGAAGAGCAACAGCAGCUUUUGUUAAACGGUCAGAAUCUUUCUGAUGGUUUCACACCUCUUCAUGCAGCCGCAAGCCAAGGGUAUAUUCAUCUGAUCAGGUUCUUUCUCCGUUAUCGUCCCGACGUCAAGCUUGAAUCUACAGAGGGAUUUCCGGCGAUUCACUAUUUGGUUGAUGGAAGAGCGUUCGAGAAAGCUAUGACGAGUGAAUGCUCCCAUCGUCGGAUACCGGCCACAGAGACCCCUACAGUUCAUAGCGAGGCUAGAGAUGUCAUAGAAGGCGAGGACGUUCUAGUUUCACUACUUGGAGACAUCCAAGGGACAGAAAAAUAUGCUAGGAUGUUCGCGAAUCUACAAUGCCUCGUACUACAAGGGAAUUGGGAAGACCUUCAUGAAAUAUUAAAUACGAGAGGCGUUAACCCGCUAUAUGAAGAUGACAAUGGAUGGAAUAAAUUUCAUAUGGAGACCGUCUAUAAUGAGGUUUGGAAUGAGUCUACCAAGCCCGCGCUCGAUAUGGGGCCUCUUCCAACCCCUUCAAGGUUGGAAUACCACUGGGAAGUUGGGACGGGCAAUGUUAAGCUCGAUUCAGACAAACUUAGAAUAAAAUGCUUUGACAGGUAUGCGCCCAACGAUGCAUCCAUAUUUCUAGCUGACAAUUUCAUAUCUCCCGUGCCCUCGCGAUUCUACUUUGAGGCAACUCUCACGUCAAAACCUCUAUAUUCUUAUACCGAAGAAUGGACUGUGGACUUUGAGAUUGGGCUAAUGGCCUCACCAUUCGAUACAAAGCAAUGGCCGUAUAGGGAUAGCAGACUAACAGUUUAUUGGAAUUCCGCUGGUCGGUUUGUAUACAACUAUGCUGAGUUUCCGACGGCCCGAGUAUGGGACUGGGAGUUUCCCAACUACCGCUUCAGUGGCGUUUUAGGCGUUGGAUUUGAUUAUCCCACGGGGAAGAUCUAUUUUACUCGAGAUGGCCGUCUAGUUGGGGCCAUUUGCAAAGUUUCCAAGCGAGCUCGAUGGAGGCCCGGUAUUCGCUGGCCAUAUACAGGACCGGCGGAUAUGAGUUUAAAUUUUGGCUCACGCAGUUUUAAAUUUCUUGACUGGGAGGCACCCAUUGAAGAGAUUGAGGCUAUUUGUGAGCAAAGAAAGGAGGAGAGGCUAAAACCUAAGCGAGAGGAUGAAGUUUAA